Notolabrus celidotus (New Zealand spotty) is the source of this 5947-nucleotide messenger RNA. RefSeq names its product transmembrane protein FAM155A (gene nalf1b). NCBI's taxonomy places the organism in Eukaryota, Metazoa, Chordata, Actinopteri, Labriformes, Labridae. The record is from RefSeq and is a predicted model, not a curated record. Gene Ontology annotation, biological process: calcium ion import across plasma membrane. The transcript has 6 exons. Gene Ontology annotation, cellular component: plasma membrane. Gene Ontology annotation, molecular function: stretch-activated, monoatomic cation-selective, calcium channel activity. Bases 919 to 2115 code for a protein of 398 amino acids.
CCGAAGGCCGCCUAAAUUCAGCAAAUCUAACUGUCUCAAUGCAACUGCAGCAUAAUAAAUCAAAAAAGCUAAAAAUUAGUUACAGCAAAUGGAGAGGAGGAAAGAGGAACAAGGCCUACUUCGGAGUGAUGAAAUGAACAAGGUGGUACCAGCUAGCCAAUAAGAGCCGUUCCUCUCCUCAGUCCGGUCUGCCAGGGGAUGCCUGUGUGUGGCUCUGAGGCAACAACUCCAAUCAGCCCUUUGUGGCAGUAAACGUCGCACCCGAGGGACUUUGAGAAACAUUCAGCUGACAGUAAUAAGCAGCUCCGCCACUGCGCAACGAUGGAGCUAUCGCAACGAUGGAGAUGACGCAAACAGACCCAGCUCUCCGAAAAAGUGUUUCAAGACGAACAUGGCGGCAACUUAACCGCGGUCAAAGAUGACAAUGGCCACCGGGAGGAAGGAUUCUAGACUUUUCGCCCAGGUACGGGACGGAGAAAGCAGCCUGCGUGCAUCGGAAGGGCUCGUUGCUCUCCUUUAAGUCAAUCUGCCAACCGAGGGGCGGCGGACGCGCAGCAUCAGUACCGAGAGGCUCGCAACAGCUGGUCUCCUCGCGCCCCCGACGAGAGAACAAACCCGGAGAGGGACGGUAUAGGAACAGGGGGGCAUGCGGUCAAAGAGGACGCCGUUUCCCCCCGGAGAGCCAUGGAGAGCCGGGAUGCGGCAGCGCGAAGCUUAAUCUGUGCGGGCGCGCUAAUUGGAUCGGAAUAGCACGGAUUGCUGCGGGCGCAAUAAGAGGAGCGCCCUGGACCGGCGGAGGCACGGCACCCCACCGUUACAGAGGAGAACCAACCGGAGUCAAUCUCCCCCCAAGUCAAUGAGUAUUGUGGCAGAGCAGCCCCCGCGGUGGAGUCGGCCAGGGCAGCACUCUCCUAAAAUAUGACCAGGGGUGCUUGGAUGCGUCGGCAGCAUGAUGAAGGCUUAAAAUACUGGUUUGCACCCCGAGAGAACGAGAAGCCAUUUACCGAGUCGGAGCGGGCCCAGAGAUGGCGACUGUCGCUGGCCUCUCUGCUCUUCAUCACCGUCCUGCUCUCUGAUCACUUGUGGUUCUGCGCCGAGGCCAAACUGACGCGAACCCGAGACAAGCGGCCGGACGAGGGGCUCGUCACUACGGACAUGGGCGAGUACCGAAAGUCCCUCCACCGACACCCUAUCCCAACAACACCCGACCCCCGCCGCCUCGCCAGAGAGCAAGAUGCUAUUUUUCUAGGGAAUUCUACCAAACCUCUGUGGCGAAUGGACACCUGUCACCCCGACAGCCUGUUCAAAGACUGCUUUACUUUCACGGACGCGCAGACCGUGUGCCUGGGCCUCUCCGAUGGAGGGGACAAGGGGACACAGCUGGCGUACGUGAAUCUGAGCGAUUUGUACCUUUCUUUUUGUAAUUCCUACUCACUUUUGGAUUUGUUUAACGGGUUUACGAGUCUGGACGAUUUGAAUUGCACCCUGGAUAUGACCACGGGGGAGGGAUGCAGCGAGUGUAUCCGGGCUUAUCAGCGUCUGGACCGGGAGGCGGAGGACAACUACCGGGAGUUUGAGCUGCUGGUUCAGAAAUACGAGACGGAUGUAUACUCGGUCAGGACGUGCAUGGAGGAAUGCAAGAUGGUGUAUAAGCCAUGGCUAUGUUCCCAGUACUUCCAGACCUCCCAGAUGCACUGCAGCAGGAGGAUCCCCUGUGGUCAGUACUGCCUGGAGGUGCAGCAGCGGUGCCCCUUUGUCCUGCCCGACAAUGAUGAUCUCAUUCACGGAGGCAGCCCCAGUUUUAUAUGCACAGGGCUGCUGGAGGACUAUCCAUCAGGUGUGGACCCCAAGGCAGAGUGCUGUGACGUUCGGUGGGACUUAAAAGUGGACAACCGAUCCCGGGGGACCCUGAAAAGAACUCACCCGCCGUGCCAGCACCGUACCUCCCUCAGCUCCUCGGCAGCCUGCAGACUGUGUAACAGCCGGCUCAAACUCUGCCUGCUGGUCCUCGUCCUCCUACACACUGUUGCCAGCCUCACUGCAUCCCACAAUGCAACAGGACUGGGCCUCCCCGCCAUCACGCCUCUUGAGGAGAGCCCUGCCAACGAGGAGUGAUGGAGCCGCCAGGAGGCAGAGAGGUUGUCGGGGUGGGGGAUUCCCUCACCAUGGCAACAGAUGUGGAAAAAUACAGGCACGGGUUGUGCGAGCGGCUGGAGCUGUGUGCCUGUGGACAUUCUGCAACGCUCUCCGGCUAAUGGAAAAUGUGGGACUCUCUGGGACGAAUAAGACACACAAAUCAAUCAAAAACAAAUAAACAAAUAAACAAACUGACACACUAAGGGAUUCAAAAGGUCCCUUAGAUAGAAAGGGGACAAUGCCACAGCCUUUGUUGAGUGGGAAGGUCAGCUUCCUCAUGGCUGAGUUUCUCUCACUACGCUUUUUUACACUGUGUUCCAAUUCUUGGUUUCUGUUGCACUGGCUGACUAUGGAGUAACACAAUCAUAUUCUCUUUCUAAUGUUCAUCCUUUGUGUUUGUUUCUGGGUCUCUCAUAGAGGAAGAAAAUCUGCUCUCAGAUAAAACAGAUAAUGUGUUAAGAAAUUAAUUAGCUGCAAGUUUGUGCGUGCAAGGGUUUGUGUUUCUAGAUUUACUGUGUGUGUGUGUGUGCGUGUGCGUGCGUGUGCACGAGCAUGUGUGGGCGUGUUUGUGUGCUUGUAUGCAUGUCUCUAUGUGUGUAUGAGGAGAUGAGUGUGUGGUAAUAACACAGACCCUUAAAGUCUACCUACCAGGCAGGUACAGCAACGAUGUUUUCAUGGAGCCCCCCUCUCUCCAUCUCUCUCUGAUGCGGUUUAGCUCUGCUGGCCAAAAUCACGCUGAUCUUAACCCGGCUUUGGAAAGUGCUUCUGAUAUCCAUAAUAAGCACUGUGUUUAACACAGGUUUCUGGUUUUCCCUCACUUUGUUUUGUGAGAUAUUCACAGACCAAAACAUUUGUGUAAUUAGCAUCAGUAAAAAGCUAACACCUGGCUAAACUGUGAGAAACAACAGGAACAAAUUGGAAUAAUUUCUCCAGCACUCAAAGGGUCUGGUGAGUGUUAUCUAACCAGUAGAACUGAUUCUGAUGAUGAUGAUUCUUUGAGCUCCAAACUAACACGAUAACAGGGCUGAGCCAUGUGAACAAAUUUAGAACAGUUAGCAUCAAUUUUUUAUGUCCUUUCAGGUGUAAAAAAAUGUUAAAAAAUGUUAAAAGUUACAUCAUUUAAAAUCCCCCUUUAACUGACCAGUGCUUAGGAUUGGAUCUCCUUCUUCCAUGUUUCACUCUAGCCAAGCCAUCGACUGUAUACCAAUAUGGACACCACACCUCCAUCUCCUCCAAUUAUGGGAUGUGAAGCCAAAACGCCGCCACCAUAGGUGCUGACAUAUUGCGCUAGUGCAGCCAAGGCAUGCACAGAAGCGACCCGGCGACCCUCACGUUACACCUCCUCUGCUUACCAAAGCACACAUUUCACCUUCUGAUAAGACAUCAAAGAUCCCUCAGGUCGGUAGAGUCCACAGCGGAACAGAUACUUGUGUUGAUUUGAAGUGGACACACAUGGUUAUGUAAAGUCCAUCGAGUUCUUCUCUUGCUGUUCCUCCUCUACUCUGCUAAUCAGGUACAGAACGCUGCUGGAGCCUGUAUUUGUCAACAGAGCUGUCAAUCAAUCCUCUUUUAAACCUCAAAUAACUUGUUAAAGCUAUACUUCCCCCAAAAUCGAACACUUCCACAUAAAUCAGCAUUAUAAAAACUAAGUUAAAUGAUAGAUAGCAUGUGAUGUGUGUUUUGAUUUUCAAGUUUGACCCAUGUUCCAUCUGUUAUAAUGGAAGGGGCGGGAUUUUAGACUGAUACUGCAGCCAGUCACUAGGGGGAGCUUUAAAAGUUCUGGCUUCACUUUGAAUGGCUGUUGUGUUGACCAUGUUUGAUACAGUCUAUGAGCUCUGUUGGAGAAAGUUAAGCUAAUGCUGAAGCGCCUCACCACUUUGAGUAAAGCCUCUAAUUGUCAACAACAAAAAAAAAUCAGUUUUCUAGCGUAAGAAAUUUGCAGUGUCUCUUUUUUUGUCGAACUAUGAAGUAGUAUGCCACUUUCUCAACACUCUCAAGCACACAGAAUGACUUUAUCUCACAGAACAAAACAUGAAGCUGUGUUAAGCUAGUCUUAACCAAAGCUGUGAUUUCAGGCAUUCAUCCAAAACCCUGUUCAGAUCCUGGACACUUUUCAGCAUCUUGGCUCAGCAGAGUUGACUGACAUCAGGCACCAGAGCUUUUCCAUAUUUGAAUCAGUGACGCUCCAAAUAGAGGAGCUUCUGUUAUUUUAGAGUUUAAAGGUACUCCCCAUUGGAACUAAUAUAAAUGAGAUAAAGAGUAUGAUUACUUAAGGUUCCUGUCUCUACUCUGUCUGAAGAGCUUUUUCUUUUUUCUCAUCUUACUUAUCAUAUGUGAUGGAUAAUCACAUGUGAUCAGCAGUUUAAGAAUUUUAACAUAAUAAAAUUUGCCAGAGACUGUAUGAAAGAAGUGGACAUAGCAGCUGCCAUGUUUGUUUGGCGUCUUGGCUUUCACUGUUUGUUUUUGGGAGCCAGGCAAGGAUAUAAAUUGGACCAGGUUUUGGGGCUGCCAUAUCUAUAUAUGUGUUGCUACAGCUCUAUUCUGAUUUAGAGGUUGGUAUGGUAGUUGGACCUGCCAAUGACGAUGUAAGCAUAUCCAAAAGCAUCAUUUAUUUAACUCUACAUGCCGUACUAAAGAAGACCUGAAACUAUAGAACGAGGUCAUAGAAUCAUUUUUAAGUUUAUUUAUCAACUAACAUAUAGGCUUUUUAAAUUCUAUACAUUUGGACCUAUUUUUGCAAAUUGCAGUUGCUUCGGGCUUCCCAUGUCCAACCCAGAUGCCAUGUCCCCUUCUUUUAUGCAGUCUAUGACACUGACGUAUAUAUAAGUGUCGAUCCUUUACCCUCAGGCCUUUUUGUUCAAAGGAAGCAUGGUGACUAGAUGUUGCCUUUAAGGACUUAUACAAUCAGGAAAAUGUAGUUCUAAUGAAUUCUGAUGAUAAUGAAUAGAAAGAAUUUCAAAAGGAGAUGUAGAAUGCUACCUUCAGUAAUAUAUAAGAAUAUCUCCUGACCACUCAAAGUGUUUGUUAAACAGGCCAGUAAAUACAUAAAGACUUAUAUUCUACAUAUCGACAACACAGAGUCAAUUCGCUCCAAAUGAUCAGUGUGUUUCUGUUGAAUCCAAAUGUGUAACCUUCUCUCAUAAAUUGCAUGUUGAGGCUCUCUGUGAAAAUAUGAUAGCCUCUUUUUGUUGUUUGUCCUCAGCCCCACUCCACAACACAUCUGAUCCCAAAUCAGCUCCUGUAGCAUGCCCACUGUCUUGUACUUUUCUCCUCAAAACAUUAAGUAAAGGGCUUAUUAAGAUAAACAGUACAAACAUCGUCAUCAUCAACACAGUCAGAGACACCAAACACCGAACACACACCAUCCAAAUUAUAAGCAGACGAUAAAAGUUCCAAACACGGCUCAUUUCCUGUUUCUUUCGGACCUUGUACGCCUGCCCUGCAGAGGGACUCCACUGGCUGUUACUAGAGAGCAGGAACAGAAACAAAUUCAGAGAGAGGAGCAUGUCAUUUUUGUGAAAGCACUGAUGGCUUAACCUGAUAAUCAUCUUAAGUAUAAGCUGACACUUCUGUUUAUUUCAUCAAUGUUGACCAGCAUGUGAGCAGAAAGGAAUGGUGUGACCUUAAGGGCUGACUUUUUCUUUAGUUUCUAGACAUUUCUUUUGUCUCUUCGAUGAACACGGCUGUGAGAUCAGGUAUUCGAAGAAAAACAGAUGUUGCUGAAUGCAUUUUUUUUUCCACUGUCAAGUAUGUUACCUAAAUGAGAUGUCCAAUCUGAUAUCUGAUGUCAAGAAUUUUAUUAUACAGCAUA